UCGGUCAGUCCAAAUGUAACGAACGCAAUGCAGAGUAUAUCGAACUUUACGGCAUCGGAAACCAUCUGCCGAUUGUGUCUCGACCAAGACUGCGUUUUGCAGCCUCUAUUCGGUGGCGAAACGGAAAACAUCCUUCAAAUAGUGACCUCAUUGACGCAGCUUGCGAUUUCGAACGACGAUGGUCUGCCGCAGGUAAUCUGUGCCCAGUGUGUUGCCUUCACUCGGGACAUUACUGCUUUCCGGCAGAAGUGUGUUGAAUCGUGUCAGACCUUACGACGAUGGUUUCACGCUGGACGAGGCAAAGACGCGGGAAACGAAGAGCUGAAUGUAAUUGAUCAAUUGCGCGUUGAAUUUAUCGAAUGUGACGAAAGCGUUGCGGGCGACUGCGAAGGUGUGCCGGAAACGGUUAAAGCCGUUGUUCAAACAGAGCCACCGGAGGAGGCAAGCGACCAGCGCAUCGAAGAGCUUGCAAAGGAAGAAGACAGCCGGGUCUUCACCGACAGUGGCCAGUGUCCGCUUUGUGGAGAACACUUCCCCGGUGGAAAACGAAUGGUUAAUCAUCACCUGAAAUGCGAUCAUGCGCCGGACGAUGGGCUGCCGAAGAUUCGAAAGUGUUUCUUCUGCCCCAAAGCGUACUCGUCGUUCCAGCUGCUAAAGUAUCAUCUAAACUUUCACCCCCAAAGCCAGUGGGAGUGCCCGGAGUGUGCUAAGGUGUUCGCACUGAAGGACAAAUUUAUCGACCACUUGCGCAUGCAUGCGAACGAUCGGUAUUAUGGGUGUGAAGUUUGUGGGAAAACAUUUACAAUGAUGAAGUAUCUAUCCGUACACAGGCGUCAGCACAAGAUGCAACAGCGCCGGAUUGGCUCCGAAACGCCGGUUAGUCCUGGGCUUCAAAACGAUGUCACCGACGUGGACGCAGAAAUGCCCGUGGCGCAGCCUUCGAUCCCGAACUCGGAAGCAUGCACCGAGCCAAAGCAAGAGGUCAACCAUAACGAGAUACCGGCCAGCGCCACAAAGAACCGACCCGCUUUUGUCGAGUGUGAGAUUUGUGGCAAACGAAUGAGAUCUAAUGCUUACCUGGCCAAUCAUCGCAAAACGCACCGAAAAGAAGCACCGGAAUCGGGUGUCCAGCAAGCCGGUGGCAGUCCGAUCGAUGCACCAAAGAAGCUGUAUCUGUGCAAUAUUUGUGGCCGAAGCUGCGGAUCGUCGAGCAACUUGACGUUACACCUGCGGCGUCACAGUGGACAAAGCAUCUGCCACUGUACGCACUGUGGAAAGGGCUUCCCGCGACGGGCAGACAUGGUUAUGCAUAUGCGCAAACACACGGGGGAAAAACCAUUCGUUUGCUCAACCUGUGGUCGAGCGUUUGCGCGGCAGGACAAACUGGUCAUCCACAUCCGUACGCACACGGGCGAAAAACCUUACCAGUGUUCAUGUGGACGCGCCUACGCACAGCGAAAUGAUCUCAAGUCACACCAAAGACGUACCGUUUGUGGUCAAAACUUUCAGCUUUUAAAGCUGGCGAAUUCGAAUCGAACGAUCCGCAUUGGAACUCCUCCGUCCACAUCUCCGGCGGCAGCGCCAACGGGUGAAACUCCGGAAAUGAUGCUGCUCAAGAACAGCAUGCCGCGGGCAGAAUCGGGGACCAACUGGACGCAGUGUCAAACUGGAACCAUAAUAAACCAAAACAGUGUUUCUUGA
Messenger RNA from Anopheles cruzii, 1701 nucleotides. Its product is annotated as zinc finger protein ZFP2-like. The coding region runs from base 28 to 1701 and encodes 557 amino acids. The record is from RefSeq and is a predicted model, not a curated record. Gene Ontology annotation, biological process: regulation of transcription by RNA polymerase II; central nervous system development. Lineage: Eukaryota; Metazoa; Arthropoda; Insecta; Diptera; Culicidae. Gene Ontology annotation, molecular function: DNA-binding transcription factor activity, RNA polymerase II-specific; zinc ion binding; RNA polymerase II cis-regulatory region sequence-specific DNA binding. Gene Ontology annotation, cellular component: nucleus. The transcript is spliced from 5 exons.